Papilio machaon (common yellow swallowtail) is the source of this 759-nucleotide messenger RNA. RefSeq lists its product as uncharacterized. The transcript has a single exon. NCBI's taxonomy places the organism in Eukaryota, Metazoa, Arthropoda, Insecta, Lepidoptera, Papilionidae. The record is from RefSeq and is a predicted model, not a curated record. Bases 1 to 759 code for a protein of 252 amino acids.
AUGCUCCUACCAAAUAUUGAAUCUACCCGCGCCGCGCCCGCCCGCCAGAGCUGUCCUGAGCCUCAGCCUACCUGCAAGCUGUCUGCAUCGUCGCCCGCCUGCUGGCUAUCCAGAAUGCUUCUACCAAAUAUUGAAUCUACCCGCGCCGCGCCCGCCCGCCAGAGCUGUCCUGAGCCGCAGCCUACCUGCAAGCUGUCUGCAUCGUCGCCCGCCUGCUGGCUAUCCAGAAUGCUUCUACCAAAUAUUGAAUCUACCCGCGCCGCGCCCGCCCGCCAGAGCUGUCCUGAGCCUCAGCCUACCUGCAAGCUGUCUGCAUCGUCGCCCGCCUGCUGGCUAUCCAGAAUGCUCCUACCAAAUAUUGAAUCUACCCGCGCCGCGCCCGCCCGCCAGAGCUGUCCUGAGCCUCAGCCUACCUGCAAGCUGUCUGCAUCGUCGCCCGCCUGCUGGCUAUCCAGAAUGCUUCUACCAAAUAUUGAAUCUACCCGCGCCGCGCCCGCCCGCCAGAGCUGUCCUGAGCCGCAGCCUACCUGCAAGCUGUCUGCAUCGUCGCCCGCCUGCUGGCUAUCCAGAAUGCUCCUACCAAAUAUUGAAUCUACCCGCGCCGCGCCCGCCCGCCAGAGCUGUCCUGAGCCGCAGCCUACCUGCAAGCUGUCUGCAUCGUCGCCCGCCUGCUGGCUAUCCAGAAUGCUCCUACCAAAUAUUGAAUCUACCCGCGCCGCGCCCACCCAGCAGAGGUCAUGUGCCAACGUCUACUUGUAA